This is a messenger RNA of Ambispora gerdemannii, 945 nucleotides long. Lineage: Eukaryota; Fungi; Glomeromycota; Glomeromycetes; Archaeosporales; Ambisporaceae. The record is from the annotation of a GenBank genome assembly.
AUGCAAGUAAAUUCAGUAAAUUCAACUAAAAAAUCAGGUUUGAAAUUAAUCGAACCGGUGAUUCCUCGUUUUCCGCCGGAAGUGACAGCUUUAGAUCUUCUCGAAAAAGCAACUUCAAAACUUCAAACGAUUCAACAAACUUCUCGCAUUCCCAAUGCGUUCAUAGCAUACCGUAUGGCUGUAUGUAAAGAACUUCGUCGGAAUAAUCACCCUGUAAUUACUCAACCUCAACUCUCCUCGAUGGCAAAGCAAUCUUGGUCAAAGGAGCCGGAGCAUGUACGAAAAGAGUAUCAGCGCAUAGCCGCUGAAGCAAGAGAUGUUUACAAGAGUCUUUGUAAUAUUCAUCUUCCUCUUCAAUCCAACCACGAAGCUCAAUUGAUCGAGCCGGUUAUUGAAGAAACUACCGACAAAAAACAUACUAGUAAUGAAUCUGUUCAGAAUUCACUGUCACAGAAAGUAAAUGACGUCUCUGAACUUGCGACACUUCCUUCUCCGUCGUGGUCCAAUUCUACUGUCGGAGAGGUUCCAUCGUCAUUAAAUACAUCAGAUACUUCGCCAAUCGCAGACUUUUCCAUAAUUAAUGAAAGUGAAUAUAUGCUACAGUAUACGCCGGUACAAAUUCCAGAUGAAAAUAAUUCUUUGUAUGAUUCUUUCGAUUUUCAUCAGCUUUUUCAAGAUUACGGCUUAAAUCAAUUUGUCGAUGAAUCUGUUGCGUCACAACUUGUACCGAUCAAUUACGACUUGUCAAGUUCUGACUUUUACUCAAAGGAUGAUUCUAUCGUGGCAAGUUUCCAUAAUACAUGCAGUCAGCCCGAAUCAACAUGUGAAAAAUGUCGAGACACGAUUAUGCAGUUAGAAAAUAAAAUAGGAGAAUUGGAACAAAAACUCUCUAGUCUGACAUCUUUAAUUUCAACGAAGUUAGCAAAAAAGGGUUCGGGGCUUUAG